This is a messenger RNA of Loa loa (African eye worm), 634 nucleotides long. RefSeq lists its product as hypothetical. NCBI's taxonomy places the organism in Eukaryota, Metazoa, Nematoda, Chromadorea, Rhabditida, Onchocercidae. Bases 272 to 634 code for a protein of 120 amino acids. The record is from RefSeq and is a predicted model, not a curated record. The transcript is spliced from 3 exons.
GGUAGUCAGGGAAGGAAGCAAAUGCUGCAUUGAUCGCUGUGUGGUAUAUGUAGUUGCUGCAGCUCUUGUUUUUUGCUACUGCUCUACUCACAAACGUUACUCGCUGCUGUUAACGACCACUGUGAGGGUGCGGAUGCACGCACGUAUAUAACACAUAGGCACCAACUGCAAGAGUGACGCCGGAAACGUACAUGAUAGUCGGUCAGUCGACGCAUUUCUGGUUGCCCAUUUGUGGUUUACGUAGGAAUCUUCCAGAUUACUAAUUUUGAAAAUGGGACAACAUUUGAGCCUGAAAAGGCGUCGCAACAUGAGCACAGGUGCUGCUACUGCUUCUGCUACAUCUGCAACCUCUAUUACUUCCACUGCAGGAGCAGCUAAUGCUAUCGAGAGCCAGAAGCUUGGCGACGAAACUGUGGUGUCAAGUCCUCGAGUAGAAGCAGCAGAUGAUGAUGACACCAUUGAUGAACCUCCAAAAAUCCAACAAGGAAACCGGCGACGUCUUGCAGUUAGCGCAGAGGUACCCGAUGAAAAUGAAGCUGCAAAUUAUGAUAAAGUAGUGAUACCUAAAGAUGAUGAAACUCGAAGGGCACUGGAAGCAGCAAUGUGCAAAAAAUAUCCUUUUUUCGCAUCUUGA